GCUGGAUGUUUGCACCUUUCUGCAAUAGGCCUAGAUCUUAAACAUGAUCACGCAUAUUCCUUAUUAUAAAAUAAUAUAUUAAUAUUCCAACCCUUUAACUGAAGAAUCGUACAAAAAAGCUUUCACAUAAGUGGCAUGAUUAUAAUAUUGAAUUAUGCUCGCAAACACUGACUACAAGUAAGGUUCACUGAUGCAUGGCAAAUUUGACAUAACCACGUGACUUAUAAACGUAAACACGUUUUUGUCAGUUGGCUUAGAUGUGUGACGUGGCCAGUGUCACAUCUGCUGAAAGUCGAUGCGCUUUACUGUAUAUUUUGUUAGAGAAAAUGGCUUAUGAAUUACUUUUUAAAUCCAUGAACCAUGACUGGCAAAGAUAUACAGCUGUUACACAAACAGUAACUUGUCAAAGAGGGACAGUAAAUGUUGUCAGUGUGGUCAAAUUCUAAAGACAUAUCAUGAGUGACCAAAAUUAUGAAUAUGAUUUGAUUCCUACCUUUGAUCCGGAUGAAUACGACUCUGAUGAAGGUCAAUUUCAUAUGUUUUACGAGGAAGAUCGUAUGGGUAUGAGAGUAACAUCUGGUAGUAUAGUAUUAAAAAAGGAUGCCCAGAAUCUCAUUGGUAUCAGUAUUGGAGGGGGAGCUCCACUAUGUCCAUGCCUCUAUGUCGUCCAGAUAUUUGACAACACACCUGCAGCCAAGGAUGGUACUCUAGGUUCGGGAGAUGAGAUUACAGGUGUCAAUGGACAGUCAGCCAAGGGCAAGAGUAAAGUGGAAGUCGCAAAAAUGAUACAAUCUAUAUCAGAAGAAGUAACUAUUAACUAUAAUAAAUUGCAUGCAGAUCCAAAGCAAGGGAAAUCUCUUGAUAUAGUUUUAAAAAAGGUGAAACAUCGUGUGGUGGAGACAAUGAAUACCAACACAGCUGAUGCCCUGGGCCUUAGUAGAGCAAUUUUAUGUAACGAUGGAUUAGUUAAGAAGCUUGAAGAACUGGAGAAGACAGCGGAUAUGUAUAAAGGUUUGAUUGACCAGACAAAGAAGUUGCUAAAGUCCACGUUUGAGCUGUCUCAGUCUCACAAGUUAUUUGGGGAGGUGUUUUCAGGAAUAGGAGUACGUGAACCUCAGCCAGCGGCUAGUGAAGCCUUCAGCAUGUUUGGGGAGGCACAUCGUAGCAUGGAGAAGUUUGCUAUCAGGAUGUUAAAAACAGCAAAACCAAUGAUCAGUGAUCUCAACACAUACCUACACAAGGCGGUGCCAGACACAAGACUUACUAUAAAGAAAUACCUGGAUGUUAAGUUUGAGUAUCUUGCCUACUGUCUAAAGGUGAAGGAAAUGGACGAUGAGGAAUACAGCUAUGCAGCAUUACAGGAACCGCUGUAUCGUGUAGAAACAGGAAACUAUGAAUACAGGUUAGUGCUUCGCUGUCGACAAGAUGCACGUCAGAGGUUUGCCAAAAUGAGAGCUGAUGUUCUCGUCAAGAUGGAACUUCUGGACCAAAAACAUGUCCAGGACAUCGUGUUCCAGCUACAGCGGUUCGUAUCUGCGAUGGCCAAGUAUCACAAUGACUGCCAUGGAGUCAUGAAGAAGGCUGUCGUGUUCCCAAUAGAAGUCGAUCUUUCUCGUGGUACAUUCACAUAUGACACAACCAACCAGUUCAACGAUGAGGAAGAGGAUGAAGAGGAGGGGGUUGAGGGUACUGUGGAGACAGGGACAGAAGUCGGAGUCACAGAGACAAAUGAUCUUAUAAGUACUGAUUAGGGAUCAGUGGGGGUACAGGAAGAGGUGGCAUGAUUAGGGUUGGUAUGAGGAUCAGAACCACAGAAACUAAAAAUCUCAUCAGUUCUGAUUAUAGGUCAGUGGGGGGUACAGGGAGGGUGAGGGUACAAUGGGGUUUACAAUAGACAUCAGAGUCAUAGGCACUAACAACCUCUCCAGUACAGCUUUGAGACAUUGGAGACUGGGAUGGAAGUUUGUAUCCCAGAGACUUAACUAUCUCAUCAAUCCUGACUGGGAAUCUGUGUUAAAGGGAGGUUUAAUAAGAGGAGGGGGCAGGUUGAUUGGCAAAACAAAUACAGGCUAUGGUAUUGAAAUAAACAAACAAAUUGAUGGCAAGGAAAAGGGUUUGCUCCUGGUUGGCUCUUUCUCUAGAUGGAUAAAUCUCUUGAUCAGGAAUCUAAUUUACUAAAGCAGACAGGUUUUUAGAACAUUUGUAAGGAUGCACAGAAAAUUACUUUGCAGAAAAGAUUUCCAAAGAAAAUUGGAUAAAAUUCAGUUACUCUAUAUUAAAACACAGAGUUCCUGAAAAAGGUAUUACAAGAAUCUACAGGUGCUCUUACAUACACAUAUGAUGGGAGUUGAUAUUUCUGUGUGAAUUAUCAAUAUUUGAGAGAAGCUAAGAUAAGGUCUUGAGGAACCUGCAUUUUAAUAUCUUAAAAACAAAUAUUGUUUUUUCGUUGAUGGAUAUUUUUUUCUACUAGAGUUAGAUCUGCUUAAGAGUAUAACCUGCUCAAGUCAGUUUGGAUGUUUUGCCGUAACCCUAUGGUUAUCAUAUCCCACCAUCAUAGUUCAGAGUGAUAUUGUUACCUAAUAGGUAUGUUUUAACGUACAAUGUGUAUUAUAAUUAAAGCAAAAUAUUUGCUAUUGAAACUUCAUCCAUGUUUACUGCAUGUACAUAUAGCAUACAGUUCUACGCAUAGCUGGUUGGUAGUUAAUGAUUUGAAUGAAUGAAAUUGUGUGGUAGAAUUGUUUCAUUGAUAUAAUAAUAUGUGCACAGGACUUAGCACAUAUUCUCAACCUACAAUCUGUUUAUAAUACACAUAUAUACAGACCAGAAGUUUAGAAUUUGUACCAAGCUCCUUUGAUCGAGUACAUCAAUUCAUCUUUGGUCGAAACAGAUGGGCAAUAUUUUCCUUCGUAAUUACUAUUGCUACAUGUUUUUUUCCUGUACAUCUACAAUCACUUGGUAAAUUAAUGUAAGAAUUAAUAAUCAUGAACUAAAUGUAUCAGAAUGAUAGUGAGGGAUUAUGUUUAUAGCAUCCAGGUGCUUUUUGCUACCAGAGUUGUGGACAAGACUAACACUAGCAAGAUGCCUGAAAUAAGUUAAUUUCAUAUGAGGGCUAAUAUAGACUUCUAUGUUUACUGAAAUGUUUCAGGCCAAGGUUGUGGAAUAUUUCCUAAUUAACAUGUGGACUAGUACUCUAAAUUUGAGAAUUGUACAGCCCUAACUAGAUAUGAGUUUAAAAGGAUUUGUUUGAUGACUACGUACAUUGUAACCACAGAAUUUUCCCAAUAUCCCCAUCGUAGCCACUAACUGUGUUCAACAAUAUUAAUUUUCUUUUGAAUAUGAGAAUUUCGGAAUCUUCUUUUGACUUUCAAAUCUUGAAUGUUUUCAUCUAAGGACUCAAUGAUCAUAUCUAUGUGCAUCAAGUUUGAAAUAAUGUUGUGUAAGCAGAAAUAUUUAUUUCUAUGUUUCUUACCUUUCAAAUCUCUAGUAUUGUUGAGGAAUCUCAUUUACCCGGUAGUAAAACUUCAGAAUUGUCUCAUUUUCAUUUCAUAGAAAUUUACAUUGUCACAAACACUUAACUAACAUUAUUAACUAACAUUCCAUUUAAGUUUUACUGUGUAACAAUAGUUAACAAAGCCUCGGUGUGUUAAACAUGCUGUUUUCACUGAUUUUGGUGUAAUUCCAGAUCAAUGAAAUUUCAUAGCAAAUACUGACUACAAGAAUAUCUUGUACAAUGUACUUUGGUCGCAAGUGUUUGAAGAUGAAUUCAAGUCUUGUACAUGCUUCACUAGUAUGUAAACUUUUAAACAGAUAGAGGAUAGGGUAUAGAGGGAGAUGUAUCUGCCUGAAGCAAUGCAAUGUGUUAGAAAUCCAUGAAACAAGUCAUUCCAAAUAAAUUGAUUACCAAAUGGCUUAUCAAUACUUACAUACCUUAUACAUGUAAAGUGUACUUGUACCUGUCAAAUCUCAAUACAUGUAAAUUUUACAUUUUGUUAUGAUUUAUUUUGCAAUAUUUUCUGUGGAUGAAUCCUAUUUCUUUGGAAAUAUUGACCAAAUGUUGUGUGUUGUUUUACAUUCUCCAGAAACUGUUUACUUUCUUUGUUUAUGUUGUGAUAGUAUGUAAGAAAUCUGUAUUUAUACAUUGUUAUUUUUGAAAGUUUUAAGUGAGGCUUUCAAUAUUAAAAGUCCAUGAAGAUAAUAUGA
This is a messenger RNA of Pecten maximus, 4200 nucleotides long. Its product is annotated as PRKCA-binding protein-like. Gene Ontology annotation, molecular function: protein kinase C binding; protein domain specific binding; phospholipid binding. Lineage: Eukaryota; Metazoa; Mollusca; Bivalvia; Pectinida; Pectinidae. Gene Ontology annotation, biological process: regulation of Arp2/3 complex-mediated actin nucleation; receptor clustering; positive regulation of receptor internalization. Bases 456 to 1751 code for a protein of 431 amino acids. The record is from RefSeq and is a predicted model, not a curated record. The transcript is spliced from 10 exons. Gene Ontology annotation, cellular component: neuron projection; postsynaptic early endosome; trans-Golgi network membrane.